This is a messenger RNA of Bactrocera latifrons, 1212 nucleotides long. RefSeq names its product ryncolin-4-like. The transcript is spliced from 2 exons. NCBI's taxonomy places the organism in Eukaryota, Metazoa, Arthropoda, Insecta, Diptera, Tephritidae. The coding region runs from base 1 to 813 and encodes 270 amino acids. The record is from RefSeq and is a predicted model, not a curated record.
AUGUGCAGACAACAGUGGUUCUCAUUGCCUUUAGCUUUGCUGCUAAUUUACUGUGGUCUCGGGACUAGUACAGCAAGCAUUGCGGUAAAUGAUGACCUGCGUAUGAAAUAUUUACCGUCGAACUGCAAUGAAGCAGUUCAUUUGGCGGGGAGCAAAGCUAAAAGUGGUAUAUAUAAAAUUCGAUUGCCACUGCCACAAGGUGCUUUUAAAGAGUUCUAUGUUAACUGUAUACUGGAUCCAUUGGGUGGAGAGGCCUGGACGCUAAUACAACGACGACAAGACAAAUCUAUAGACUUUUAUCGCGGCUGGGAAGAGUACAAGAACGGCUUUGGCAACUUAAAUACGAAUUUCUUUAUUGGUCUCGAUAAAUUACAUGCCCUAACGGAAUCACAGUUGCACGAGUUAUGGGUCGAGUUGAAGGACUUCGACGAUGUGGAGAAGYAUGCCAUGUACGACAGUUUUGCYAUUACMGAYGARAGCCAARAAUAUGCAYUGAAUAUUKURGGCACAUAUUCGGGCACAGCAGGUGACGCCUUAACUGAGGUACACGGUGGCGCCAAGUUCAGCACAAUCGAUCGGAAUAAUAGCGAGCGUGGUUUCAAUUGCGCAGCUUACUAUAAAGGCGGUUGGUGGUAUGGAAAGCAUAAUUGCCACAGUAGUAACUUAAAUGGACUCUACCAUAAUGGCCACUUUGGUACUUAUGCUGAAGGCAUAGUUUGGUGGAAUUGGCGUGGAGACUACUAUUCUAUGAAAUAUGUGCAUAUGGCAAUUAGACCAAAAGAUCUGCGUAUCGACAAUAAAAUAGUGAACUAAUAUCGGAAUAAUAAGUAAUAAUGGCGUGGUGACAAAACCCUUGUGGGAAGGGAGUAGAUUCAAGCGCAGUUCUUACCAAACUACAUAUAUAUUUAGAGAAGUAUACAUUAUAGUAGAAUAUAAACGAAUAAUAAUAUAACGACACAGCAGAAUUUCAAAUAAAGUAAAUUGGUUAGGAUUAUUAUAUUUAUAUUUUGUAGGGACCAUUAUGCUUACUCAUCAACCAACAAAUGUCUCUCACAUGAAAACUGGUGUAUUCUGAACUUGUUUUCAAAUAUGUCAAGUAGUUUCAGAGCCUAUUCAAUUCAAACAAGUAAACCACAAGUAUCUUCUCUUUAUAAAAUUAGUAUAUAAAAUUUUAUAUUCUGGACAGGGUAUACUAUUCUGUUUGCCGUGAAG